This is a messenger RNA of Monomorium pharaonis (pharaoh ant), 1580 nucleotides long. It is a transcript of the gene VhaAC39-1, whose product is annotated as V-type proton ATPase subunit d. The coding region runs from base 100 to 1146 and encodes 348 amino acids. Gene Ontology annotation, biological process: vacuolar acidification; vacuolar transport; proton transmembrane transport. Gene Ontology annotation, molecular function: proton-transporting ATPase activity, rotational mechanism. NCBI's taxonomy places the organism in Eukaryota, Metazoa, Arthropoda, Insecta, Hymenoptera, Formicidae. The transcript is spliced from 6 exons. The record is from RefSeq and is a predicted model, not a curated record. Gene Ontology annotation, cellular component: plasma membrane proton-transporting V-type ATPase complex; early endosome; vacuolar proton-transporting V-type ATPase complex.
CUCGGUCAUAUGAUUUUGUGGAAAAGGGCGAGUCUCGAGUCACAAGUUUGACAGAUCGGUUUCUUGCACGUACGUAUUCAAGUAAAUUUUCAUCGCGAGAUGAAGGGAUGUAUAUUUAACAUCGACGGUGGUUAUCUGGAAGGAUUGUGUCGCGGUUUUAAAUGCGGCAUACUUCAGCAAAGCGAUUAUUUAAACUUGGUUCAAUGCGAAACACUCGAAGAUUUGAAACUACAUUUGGCUGGUACAGACUAUGGUAGCUUUUUGGCUAAUGAACCAUCCCCACUUUCUGUUAGUGUAAUUGAUGACAAAUUGAGGGAAAAACUAGUCGUGGAGUUCCAACAUAUGCGCAAUCAUUCUGUUGAACCUCUAUCUCAGUUUCUGGAUUUCAUCACUUACAGUUACAUGAUUGACAAUAUCAUUUUGUUAAUUACUGGCACCUUGCAUCAACGACCUAUCUCAGAACUGAUUCCUAAGUGUCAUCCACUUGGUAGUUUUGAGCAAAUGGAAGCAAUUCAUGUUGCCGCCACACCUGCCGAGUUAUACAAUGCUGUACUGGUAGAUACACCUCUAGCACCCUUCUUCGUGGAUUGCAUUUCCGAGCAAGAUUUGGAUGAGAUGAAUAUCGAGAUAAUAAGAAAUACGCUUUACAAGGCUUAUCUAGAAGCGUUUUAUAAAUUUUGCAAAGAUCUUGGUGGCACAACUGCAGAUACCAUGUGUGAAAUACUUGCCUUUGAAGCAGAUAGAAGAGCGAUCAUUAUAACCAUCAAUUCAUUUGGCACCGAGUUGGGUAAAGAUGAUCGUGCAAAAUUAUAUCCACGCUGUGGACGUUUGAAUCCAGACGGACUGGCCGCCUUAGCGAGAGCCGAUGACUAUGAACAAGUGAAAGCUGUAGCGGAAUAUUACGCCGAAUACAGCGCCUUAUUUGAAGGAGCAGGUAACAAUCCUGGUGAUAAGACCUUGGAAGACAAGUUCUUUGAACACGAGGUUCGUUUAAACGUUCAUGCUUUCCUUCAACAAUUCCAUUUUGGAGUAUUUUAUAGCUACUUGAAAUUGAAGGAGCAAGAAUGUCGUAAUAUUGUAUGGAUCGCGGAAUGCGUUGCUCAAAAGCAUCGUGCAAAAAUAGAUAAUUAUAUCCCUAUAUUUUAAACUAUGUAACUGCAUAAAUUAAAAUAAUAUCAAUCACUUACAUUUACUUUUCCAAUGGUAAUCUAUUUUUCUUUCGCGUAGUGCAAAAUACGCGGUAAUAGUCAAUUGUUACCAGAAAAGCGCUUAAAAAUUAUAUGUGGAGCGAUAUUAUUACGAAAAAAUUAAUCUUAGAAAAUGAAAUAAAUAUAUGUUACAAGUAGUUAUCUGUCGAAUAUUGAUAAGUAAAAUGCAUGCUUUAGGAAUUAUGAUUUAAAUCGUUAUGAAAUUUCAAGUAAAAUAGCAUAAUUUAUGUGUGUACAUAAUGUAUCUUACUAUCUUCAAUGUAAAUUAAUAACUUUAAUGUAAAUCAUUUUCAUAUAUUAUUGUAAUUAUUAACACAAAGAUGUAUCAUAAAAAAUAAAAAUAUACUGCAUUCCAUGGUAUGAUUAAUAUAA